UUGUCUGCCUUCUCGCGAGAAGGCGCGAAGUUUCCGGUGUUGUGUAUGUUCCUGGAAACAUGGCGGCCAGCUUCCGCGGCCGUCCUAUCCGGAGUCUUCGGAUGCGAGGUCGGAAUGACAGCGGGGAGGAGAACGUACCGCUGGAUCUGACCAGAGAACCAUCAGAAAACUUCCGUGAAAUUCUUCAAAAUGUGGCCAAACCGCACGGAGUCAGUAACAUGCGAAAACUGGGCCACCUGAACAACUUCAUAAAGCUGCUAUGCAGCAUUGGCUACCGUGAGGAAAACUUUGGGUUUACACAUGAAGAAAUCAUCAUUUGUCUGCGACUAGCUCUACUCAAUGAGGCCAAGGAGGUGCGUGCUGCAGGGUUGCGGGCGCUCCGCUACCUCAUUAGAGACACCAGCGUGCUGCAGAAGGUCCUCAGACUACAGGUGGACUAUUUAAUAGCCAGAUGCAUUGAUAUCCAGCAGAGCAAUGAGGGGGAGAGGACACAGGCCCUGAGACUAGUCCGAAAAAUUAUCACCGUCAAUGCAAUGCUGUUCCCCACCUCUAUCGCAAACUCUCUAAUUGCCGUGGGCACUGAUGGACUACAGGAGAGAGACCGCAUGGUCCGCGCAGCCAUCGCCAUUGUGUGCGAGCUAGCCCUGAAAAACCCAGAGGUGGUGGCCAAACGAGGAGGCCUCAGCACCAUCCUUAAGAGCGUGAUCGACUGUCAGCUGAGUCGCAUCAACGAAGCACUGAUCACCACCAUCCUGCACCUACUCAACCACCCACGUACCCGUCAGUAUGUGCGCGUUGACGUCGAGCUGGAGCAAAUCCUCGCCCCUUUCACAGAUUUUCACUACCGUCACAACGCAGACACGGCUGAAGGGCAACUCAAGGAGGACAGAGAGGCACGCUUCUUGUCGAGUAGAAUGGCCAUAGUGGCAGCCUUUCGCUCCUGGUCUGGGAUUAUCAACCUAUGCAAGGCUGGAAAUUCUGGAAUCCAAUCUUUAAUUGGCUUACUUUGCAUACCAAAUAUGGAAGUUAGGAAAGGUUUGUUGGAGGUGUUAUAUGAGAUAUUCAGACUCCCUGUGCCCAUUGUAACUCAAGACUUCACUGAAGCUCUUCUAAGUGUUGACCCUGCCAGGUUCCAGGACACCUGGAGACUCUCUGACGGGUUUAUUGCUGCUGAGGCCAAAGUCAUCCUACCCCAUCGGGCCCGCUCGAGGCCUGAUCUGAUGGACAACUACCUGGGAUUUGUCCUGUCUGCCUUUAUCACCAGUGGGCUGUUAGAGGGUCUUGUAGAAGUUGUGACCAGUAGUGAUGACCAGCUUGCUGUCAGAGCUACCAUCCUGUUGGGAGAACUUCUGCACAUGGCAAACACCAUCCUUCCUCAUUCCCACAGUCACCACCUGCACUGCCUUCCCACCCUCAUCAACAUGGCCGCCUCCUUUGACAUCCCCCAGGAGAAACGACUUCGGGCGAGUGCAGCAGUUAACAAUCUGAAGCGUUUCCAUGAGAAGAAGAAGAAAGGAUUGAAACCGCACAGUCUUUACCUGGACCACAUCAUCCGCAAGUCUGUGUCUUCACAUAACCGCAGAGAGUCACACUCACGUGUCCACAGAGACAUCUAUGUCAUUAAGGACACAGAAGAAGCACUGAUGAUGAACCUGAGAGACAGUCACAUUCUCAACCACAAGCACAACCUGGAGUGGAACUGGCUGCUUAUUGCCACCAUCCUUAAGUGGCCAAAUGUAAACCUCAGGAACAACAAAGAUGAACAGAUGCACAAGUUUGUGCGGAGGCUGCUGUACUUUUAUAAGCCCAGUAGUAAAUUGUAUGCAGGGCUGGCACUGGACCACGUAAAGGCCAGACAACUCACUGUGGUUGGUUGUCAGUUUGUUGAGUUCCUCAUGGACUCAGAUGAGGAUGGCCAGGGUUAUUUGGAGGACCUGGUGAGAGACAUGGUGUCAUGGCUCUCCUCGUCCUCAGGACUGAAGCCUGAGCGCUGUCUGCAGAGUAAUGGCCUGCUCACCACACUCAGCCAACACUACUUCCUCUUCCUGGGGACACUCUCUGCACACCCGCAGGGAGUCAAACUGCUGGAGAAAUGUGGCCUGUUUCAGUGCCUGCUGAAUCUGUGCUCUGUGAAGAACCAGGAUGCUGUGCUGAAACUUGCUGUAUCCACACUGGACUACAGCAGAGACGGUCUGGCCAGAGUGAUCCUCUCCAAGAUCCUCACUGCUGCUACUGAUACGUGCAGGCUGUAUGCCACCAAACACCUCCGUGUGCUGCUGCGUGCGGGCGUAGAGUUCUUCAGCAGCUGGGGGAUGGAGCUGCUGGUCACGCAGCUUCACGACCACAGCAAGGCUGUGUCCAUGGAGGCCCUGGACAUACUGGACGAGGCCUGCGAAGACAAGGCCAACCUUCAUGCUCUAAUCCAGCUGAAACCAGCUCUGUCCCACCUGGGAGACAAAGGCCUCCUGCUGCUCCUCAGGUUCCUGUCCAUUCCUAAAGGUUUCUCCUACCUCAAUGAGAGGGGUUACGUCAGCAAACAGCUGGAUAAAUGGCAGAAGGAAUACAACCUGAAGUAUGUGGACCUGAUAGAGGAGCAGCUCAACGAAGCACUAACAACCUACCGUAAACCUGUUGAUGGAGACAACUACGUCAGACGCAGCAACCAAAGGUUACAGAGACCAAAUGUCUAUCUCCCUGUGCACUUGUACGGUCAGCUGGUCCAUGAUAAGACAGGCUGUCAUCUUUUGGAGGCUCAGAGUGUGGUUCCUGACCUCAGCUACACAGUUCGCUCCCCGAUGCUGGACACCUGGGAGGGCAUUAAACAGCUGAAGGCUGCUCUCUGGGCACUGGGCAACAUUGGCUCUUCAAACUGGGGUCUGAAUCUCCUGCAGGAGGAGAAUGUCAUUCCUGACAUCCUCACUUUGGCUCAGCACUGUGAGGUGCUGUCAGUAAGAGGGACGUGUGUUUAUGUCCUGGGUGUGAUCUCCAAGACCAGACAGGGUUGUGAGGUGCUGAAACAGUACGGUUGGGAUGCAGUCAGACACAGUCGCAGGACGUUGUGGCCUGUCACUCCAGAUGAGGUCGACACGCAGCUGACCUCUGAACUUUCCUCAGUGCCAAGCACGCUCAGUCUGAACUCCGAAUCCACCAGCUCGCGCCACAACAGUGAGAGCGAGUCUCAGCCAAACAUGUACAUUCUAGACGAUGACAAGUGUGAUGUUCUGGACCAGUCAGACGAGCCCUCUUUCUAUCUACACCCCAAACCAGUCAAGGACCGCAGCCCCUUCACCAUCCUGGCCUCCUCACGCUUUGUUCGCACUCGCUUCCUCAACUCCCUGUCCCUGCCCAGCAAGAAGCUGCGCUCCACCAGUGACCCGAAGACCCCUUCAGGCUCUCGCACCCCUACUGAUCUCAAGACAGGGAGUAUGAGGCGGAACCGGACAGUGACAGAACCAUCGGUCUACAGCCCAAACCAGGGGGACGUCUUCACUCCUGUGUUUAAUGGCAGAGGAAUGCCGAAGAGUCCCACAGUGAGCCUGGAGACGUCCUUUGUCGGAACCAGGGGGGGCUCUGAGGAACACCUUGUGGACGGAAGGCUGGCUAGGGGAGGGGGCUCAGGCCUCGGACUAAGUGGUCUAGCCGGGCAUGGGACUAUGGAGCACCCCAGCCGGGAGAGGGAGCAGAGCAGCCGAGAGCGUCUGGCAGGAGACGGCGGCUCCUCUUCUAGCGGAGGCAACGUGGGAGGGGGUGGAGGAGGUGGCGGAGGUACGCAGUUUAAAAGCCGCAGUCAGAGCUUUAACACAGACACCACAACCAGCGGAAUCAGCUCCAUGAGCUCCAGCCCCUCCAGGGAGACCGUUGGAAACCCCGAGCAUCCCGAACCUGAACCAGACUCUUCUGACUGUGUGAGCCUCAACACAGUGGUAUCUGCCAAGACUGUCAAGACGCUCCCCUCUCUCACCCCCCAGGCACAGACCAACCACAUGUCAACGCCUAAGUCCUCCACUGUCUCUCUGGUACCGCCCGGCUCCUCACACACUCUCCCCCGCCGAGCUCAGUCUCUCAAAUCUCCUUCAGUAACCACCAUCAAGAGCCUGGCUGACUGUAGCUUCAUAUAUACCAGCCCAAGAGACGCACUGGGCUACGCCACGUUGAAGAGGCUGCAGCAGCAGAGGAUACACCCGUCUUUGUCUCACAGUGAAGCACUGGCUUCACCUGCCAAAGAUGUGCUGUUCACCGACACCAUCACUAUGAAGACCGGCAGCCUGGACUCCAGAUUAACACCUCGCAGUCUCUCCCCCCGGAUCCUCUCACGCACCUCUCCUCUUGCCCUCCCUAGGUUUCUGAAAGCUCUGAGCUUCGCCUCUCUGGAUAAAGAGGAACUACUCAGCCCCAUCAACCAAAGCACCCUGCAACGCUGCUCCUCAGUGCGCUCAAUGGUGUCUAGCGCCACCUUUGGGUGCAACGAUGACUACAUUGGCCUAGCACUGCCCAUGGACAUCAAUGACAUGUUCCACAUCAGAGACUCGGCCUACUUUCAGCAGAGGAUCAGCCCGCCGUCCGAAGAGCGGAAACGCUUCCUCUUUGGUGAUGGAGAUGGUGAUCGCCCAGCUAUCCCAGUACUAAAGCAGCAGUUCAGUAUCUCUGAGCUGAUUAUUUGCCGAGGCGACACCCAGAACCACACGGUGGGUUCAGAGGAGACAGGACUACAGGAUCACACUGAAGAAAACUGCCUCUACUGCGUAGGAGCCAUCGUCCUUGGAUACCCAACACAGCCACAAAUCAACAGCACGCACCCUCGGACGGACUAUGUCGACUUCCCGUCAUGGGGAGGCCAGAGCGGCCAUCGUCUGGAGGUGAUGCCUCAGUCCAAGUUCUCUGGGGUGUCAGGCUGCAGCGAUGCUGCUGUGUCACAAGGCUCAAUCUGUAGCACGCCCACACCUGGUGACAUUGUCAUUGGUGGAAAGGCGAUAUCAGAAGACGGCCCUGCCUCUCGUGUUCUGCUGAGGAAGGAGGUGCUCCGCCUCAUCAUCAACCUCAGCUCCUCUGUGGGAACCAAAGGCCACGAAACAGGACUACUGACGAUAAAGGAGAAGUUUCCAUAUGCGUUUGACGACAUCUGCCUGUACUCCGAGGUUUCUCACCUCUUAGCCCACUGUAUGUUUCGCUUGACCUCAAGACGCUUCAUACAAGAACUCUUCCAGGACGUGCAAUUCAUGCCAAUGUAUGAGGAAGCAGAGGCAAUCCUGACAAAGCUACCAAAACCUGUCGAAGAGGAUGUUGACCCUCCUACAGAAUCCUGAUUAUCCUUCCCCCACUUUUGUGUUCCCUGCACAGCCCCGGUCCUGCCACCCUGCAAACACCGAACGAACGCUAGACAGAGAAAAUUAACUUAUGGCUCUAAGGAUUUUGGGGGGGGGGGACUGGCAUGUUUCUGUUGCUCAAAACGGAGUAGCAUAGCCAAGGAUGGAGGAGGAGGAGGAGGAGGAGGAGGUGGUCAUCACUCACCUUUCUUCUAGCAAGUACGAGCUGGAAACAAAGGAUGUCAGUAUCUGUAAACAAAGUUUAACCCGACAUGCCUAAUGCUGUCUCAGACCUUUUUUUUUCUUUUUUUUUUUAAACAGGAAAAAGGGGGAGCAGUUUAACCAAAUACUGUUUUCAGAUGGGUUGGCAAUCUUGAGCAACACUCAAUAAUACAUCAACAUAAUGCUUAAGGACAAGCUGGAUCAUUAAGACAAAGACUCACGCUGUGUUUAAAAAAGAAAAAGAAAAAAGAAAAAAUUCUAUCAACAUUUUAUCUCUUUUCAGAGGUGGUGUUUUUCUGUAAUGAAAUUAAUAAGGCAUGUUGUUGUGUCUACCCAGUGAUUCCUCGGACCCCACGUUCUUUUUCUCCUUACGAAACAAAACACUACAGGGGGGGGGAGGGGGAGUCCUGCUGUUUUUAAAACCGUAUCUGGAGCCUUCCUGGUUCAUAUCCCACCCCAACCUGUGAUCUGUUUUAGCCAGAUAUGUGCUUUUUGCUUCUCUUGCCUCACCACUUCCUACAACCUGUAGCCUCUUGUCAGCACAGACAGCCAAUUACUUUUCUAUUUCUUGUAUCUCAGACAAUCAAAACAUCACUAGUAUUGUAUUUUCUAAAGCACUAUAUAUGCCAUCCUUACACAGUACAUGAGAAGAAUAGCAUGUAAUUUAAUGCUAGUCUAUGCCAUCCUUUACUUCCUUAGGACCUUUAAUGUUUUUUCUUCAGCCACUGCAUUAUUAGCAAGCUUCUCAGGAGGCGGGUUUAUCUCUGGAGUAAUGCUCGGUUGUACAAGUUAUCUGUAGAUUGAUUCAUUACAGAUUUUAGUACCAAACUCUGCUCACAGACGUUUUCCAAAACAUGCAUAAGCCCAGCAGCUACCCGACUCUAUGCCUUCUUACCUCUGUGCUUCACCUCCACUGCAUGUGCAACAAGCAUGGCAAAGUUGUAACAUCACCUUAACACGUUUUCUUGCUUGUAAAACUUUUGAAAAAAAAAAGGUUGCCAUUACAUGCUGCCAUUACAUUGUAGGAAUAUAAUAACCCCUCAAUCUGUUUCCACAAUGCAAUAUCACUGUCUGUCAUUGGCUGAGAUGGAGGAGGGGGGAAGGGGGUGUGUGUGUGUGUGCGAUGACUAAAGGAUUUGUAAAAGGUUUCCAGGGAAACAGGGAUCUCUGUUUCCAUUGGCUUGUUUUUGCUAUAAUGCUGCUACAAAAAUGGACUCAUAGAGAGAUGAUUCAUAGAUCAGCUGAGUGAUGUCAGAUCCGAUCUAUUUAUUAUAUGUCUGUACCAUAGAGUGAGCUCAACCAGAGAAGAAACAAAGUUAUUUAUAUUUUUUCCUCAAGACUGUAUUAUAAUUUAAAAAGAUUUUUUUUCUUUCUUUUUUUUCUUUUUUUUUCUUUUUUUUGCCUGAAUCGUGGUUUCCCUUGUAUAAUGUGUACAGUAUGUUUUUGGGGGCAUUGAUGACCUAAAGAAACAUACAAUCCUAUCAAAGGGAUGCAUUGUUAAUAAAACAAAAUUUGAAAUACCCAA
Molecule: messenger RNA, 7050 nt
Organism: Lates calcarifer (barramundi perch)
Lineage: Eukaryota; Metazoa; Chordata; Actinopteri; Centropomidae
Product: rapamycin-insensitive companion of mTOR
Exons: 37
Coding region: 60-5303 (1747 amino acids)
Biological process (GO): TORC2 signaling; positive regulation of phosphatidylinositol 3-kinase/protein kinase B signal transduction
Cellular component (GO): TORC2 complex
Molecular function (GO): protein serine/threonine kinase activator activity
Source: RefSeq, a predicted model, not a curated record